GGCUCGUGUCAUACAUAUCAUUUGACGACGACAGUGACACCUCCAUCCAAGCCGAUGGCGAGGACCUGGUCUUCAGGGUGGUCUCCAACCCCUACGCGAAUGGUCAUGACAUUCUCGCGACGCCGAAAAGCGCGCGCGUGCACAACGGGAACAUGGGCGCCAAUGUCAGCGUGCAGGGCAUCAGCUCGGUGUCUCCGCUCAUCGCUGUAACGGUCCCACGCGGUUCUAUAGAGCAGAUAUGCUUUGAUCUGUUAUAUAUACCUGACGGGAGUGACGUGAAUAUAACUGUCCUCACCAUUCCGAAAGUGGGCCUGUUGUUUCUGGAGUCGUCCACUGCCCAACCGGAGACCCCUACCACGGCGAUUGCACCAGGACAUGUGCUGCUAGGGCUGGACCAAUGCCUGUACUACAACGCCCCAGCGUCCUUCAACGUCACACAAUUCACAUUCUCGGUACAACCCACAACGGGCAAGGUCAGGUGGGAUGAAGCUAUUUAUAGAAUAACAACACUCAACGACGCACCGUCCCUGAUUGCGGCAAAGGCAAAGGACUGCAAAAGUGAUGUGGUCAAGGGCCACUGGGGCGUGGUAAAUCCUGUGCCCUGGGCUGCCUCCCUGGCCAUGGGUUUGUUCACAAGUGUUAUCAUCUGGGUCACCUUCGGCUUCCUGAUUCACUACCGCCACCGCCGCCAAUUCCGACAGGAUGGGAUUGUUUCACAUAUACUGGUUCUCGUGGGUUUGCAGAUGAUGGCGUUUUUUUUGUUCCUGUGGGGAGAUUUCGGGGGCAGUGCUAGCCACGUGCUGCUCAAAUGUCAGAUACAGAUUUGGCUGCUGUUUGGCUCGUGGCACUUAAUCCUGGUGACACUGUUCCUGCGCAACCUGCGACUGCACGUCAUAUUCAACGGAGACCUCCACCGCAGACUACGCACACGACAGAUAAUCACAAAGGGCCUGAGCGGUUGGCGUCUGGUCGGAUACCUCACACUGUUGUUUGUGCCACUGGCCAUUAUACUGCUAGGCUUCACUUUAACGGAUGGCGUGGUGGUUGAUUCCAACGGCCUGUGUGUGAUCACCGAAGGGGGCUUCUAUGUAUUCCUGUGUCUGUUGAUUAUGGCGGGGGUGGCCGCGUUGAGUGUCAUAGCCUUCAAAACGCGUACCAUUCCGCCCGAGUUCGGCGAAACGAGAGAGUUGUUCGUGUGCACGCUGUCUCUGGGAGGUGCAUUGGUGUUCUCUGUAGUCACGGAGAGUGUGUUCAGCAUCGGCGACCAAUGGUCCAAGUUCAUGGCCUUCUUUGCGCUGUAUCUGUGGAUCGCAGUAUCUCUGAUGGGUUUAUUACUCUGGCGAAAGUACCUGAAGUUCUGGCGUAAAUCCGAUGCCAGCGACGACGACGUGACAGAGACGGACUAUAUCUCUGAUGAUGUCAACAACGUCAAGUUUCUAACGCGCAAAUGGGCGCAGAUACACCAGGAGCUUAUGCGACUGGAAGAACGUCUAGAGGAGGCCAGACGUGCUGCCGGACGGGAGACGGAUCAAGAGAACAAGACAGUGGCGGACGAUGACUUGCAUGAGCCAUGGUAUACGUUUAUAGGCUUCGUUGCGCGAGUAAGGCGCUUUUUCAGACAUGUUAUUGGCAAACGUAUGCGCAGGCGCAUCAGUGUAGACCUCUCAUCGCAGCCCAUGGAUGAUGUAGCGUAUAACACGGAUGCAACGUUUAUUGCCGACCCUGUCAACGCUGUUUACGGGAAAAGUUCAAUAACCAUUGCUGGCACAGUCUCUGUCGCGGACAAGGACGAAGGAAGAAAAGACAAAUUAGACGAUAAAGGGAUAUCACCCGUUCCACAGACGCGAAUAGCCACUGAAAAUGAUAGUUUAGAAUCGCCGGUUUCGCCGCAGUCAGGCACUCGCGCGGCAAGAUCGCCAUCACAACCCCUACGACAUGCCACUCAUGACCAUGAGCUGCACCAACUGAGCCAGCGUCUGUUCCAACAUCUCAAUGCCGUUCCCAUUCUACCGCCGCACGGUCAUUCGCGGCAGAACAGCUCAGCACGUCUGGCCGCGCCGUAUUUAGGGGCGUCAUCAGCGGACGACAUACACAUCAAUCGACACAGAGAUACAUCCGUUUCGCCGCGACGCAACGAACAAGCAAAAGUAUCAAGUCAGAGUUUGAUACUCGACACGUGGUCAACGCGGAACCUCUGAAGUAUAUCAUUGAUUCUAGUGAAAUAAAAUUCAUCCAUACUGGGAUGUCGUGGAGA
This is a messenger RNA of Sphaeroforma arctica JP610, 2254 nucleotides long. RefSeq lists its product as hypothetical. Gene Ontology annotation, biological process: G protein-coupled receptor signaling pathway. Gene Ontology annotation, cellular component: membrane. NCBI's taxonomy places the organism in Eukaryota, Ichthyosporea, Ichthyophonida. The annotation marks the transcript as partial. Gene Ontology annotation, molecular function: G protein-coupled receptor activity. The record is from RefSeq and is a predicted model, not a curated record. The transcript is spliced from 14 exons.